UAUAGGCUUGAAUUACCACCACAUUUUCAACUUAAAGGUGAUCCGAUUAUUAAGCUAAUUAAUUUAGCCUCUAAAACCAAUGAAAGACCUCACUAAUUUGGUAAGAAGAACAUCUAUAUAAAUCUCAUACAUAUGUUCAUGUCCAAAAUCUUCUAAGUCCUUAGCCAAACUUUGAGGUUCUUUUGCUUGCUAGUUGCUACUAACGUUCAAAACAUGGCUGCCGAGGAUACACCCCAAGAUGUUGCUGAUAGGGAGAGAAUCUUCAAGCGUUUCGACACCAAUGGUGAUGGCAAAAUCUCAUCCACCGAGCUUGGUGAUGCACUCAAAACUCUCGGCUCCGUUACCUCUGAGGAAAUUUGCAGGAUGAUGGCAGAGAUUGACACAGAUGGUGAUGGUUUUAUUUCAUUUGAUGAGUUCACUGCAUUUGCUCAGGCUAACCGUGGAUUGAUUAAAGAUGUUGCCAAGAUCUUUUAGUUGAUUAGUUUCUGAAUUAAUUGAGCCUCUUAUACUCAUUACAUCAGUUUUUUUUCAUUUUCUAAAACAUGGUAUGGUAUCUUUGGUUGUUCUUUGUAGGAAAUAUGCUUCUUUUUUGGUAGAAAUAUGCAUGAAUGAAUGUCUUUUAAGUAGUUGCUGUAUGAU
Molecule: messenger RNA, 639 nt
Organism: Beta vulgaris subsp. vulgaris (sugar beet)
Lineage: Eukaryota; Viridiplantae; Streptophyta; Magnoliopsida; Caryophyllales; Amaranthaceae
Product: polcalcin Che a 3
Exons: 1
Coding region: 214-474 (86 amino acids)
Molecular function (GO): calcium ion binding
Source: RefSeq, a predicted model, not a curated record